Chionomys nivalis (European snow vole) is the source of this 4010-nucleotide messenger RNA. RefSeq names its product polypeptide N-acetylgalactosaminyltransferase 16 (gene Galnt16). The transcript is spliced from 15 exons. Gene Ontology annotation, cellular component: Golgi apparatus. Lineage: Eukaryota; Metazoa; Chordata; Mammalia; Rodentia; Cricetidae. The coding region runs from base 300 to 1976 and encodes 558 amino acids. The record is from RefSeq and is a predicted model, not a curated record.
CAGUGGCCCGGGCCGCCCGCGGCGUCUGGAGCGCCGAGCCCGCUAGGCGCGCGAAUGAAUGGGCGCCCGGGGCCGCGCGCGCUCGGGGCUGAAGGGCAUUAGGACCGUGAGGAUCGCUCCGCGCUCCUGUCUCUUCCUAUCACCCCCACCACCACCACCACCACAACCUCUCUCCUUUUCUGCUCUGCAGGACUGAGCAGCCCGGAGCGAGCGAUAACAGUCGGGGCAGUGAGCGCCUCCGCCCCGGCCCUGAGAGCACGCCGGCCCCGGGCCCCACGCGGGGCGCCCGUCCGCCCACCAUGAGGAAGAUCCGAGCCAAUGCCAUCGCCAUCCUGACCGUAGCCUGGAUCCUGGGCACUUUCUACUACUUAUGGCAGGACAACCGAGCCCAUGCAGCAUCCUCGGGCGGCCGCGGCGCGCAGAGGGCCGGCGGGAGAUCGGAGCAGCUCCGUGAGGACCGCACCAUCCCGCUCAUUGUGACAGGAACACCCUCCAAAGGUUUUGAUGAGAAGGCAUACCUGUCAGUCAGGCAGCUGAAGCCGGGAGAGGACCCAUACAGACAACAUGCCUUCAACCAGCUGGAGAGUGACAAGCUGAGCCCAGACCGGCCCAUCCGGGACACUCGCCAUUACAGCUGCCCAUCCUUGACCUAUUCCUCGGACCUGCCAGCCACCAGCGUCAUCAUCACCUUCCACAACGAGGCUCGCUCCACACUCCUGCGCACAGUGAAGAGUGUUCUGAACCGAACUCCUGCCCACUUGAUCCAGGAAAUCAUUUUAGUGGACGACUUCAGUUCAGAUCCUGAAGACUGUUUGCUUCUGACCAGGAUCCCCAAGGUCAAGUGCCUUCGCAAUGACAGGCGGGAAGGGUUGAUCCGCUCCCGGGUUCGCGGGGCAGAUGUAGCAGGAGCCACAGUUCUCACCUUUCUAGAUAGUCACUGCGAGGUGAACGUGGAGUGGCUGCAGCCCAUGCUGCAGCGGGUGAUGGAGGACCACACCCGUGUGGUGAGCCCCAUCAUUGACGUCAUCAGCCUGGACAAUUUCGCCUACUUAGCAGCAUCUGCAGAUCUUCGAGGAGGAUUCGACUGGAGUCUGCAUUUCAAGUGGGAACAGAUCCCACUGGAGCAGAAGAUGACCCGGACAGACCCCACCAAGCCCAUCAGGACACCCGUUAUAGCUGGAGGAAUCUUCGUGAUUGACAAGUCCUGGUUUAAUCACUUGGGAAAGUAUGACACCCAGAUGGACAUCUGGGGAGGAGAGAAUUUCGAACUCUCCUUCAGGGUAUGGAUGUGCGGUGGCAGCCUGGAGAUUAUACCCUGCAGCCGCGUGGGCCAUGUCUUCAGGAAGCGGCACCCCUACAACUUUCCCGAGGGCAAUGCCCUCACCUACAUCAGGAACACGAAACGUACCGCAGAGGUGUGGAUGGAUGAGUACAAGCAGUACUACUAUGAGGCCCGGCCCUCCGCCAUCGGGAAGGCCUUUGGCAGCGUGGCCACACGGAUCGAGCAGAGGAAGAAGUUGGACUGCAAGUCCUUCCGCUGGUACCUGGAGAAUGUCUACCCCGAGCUCACGAUCCCAGCAAAGGAAGUGCUCCCUGGUGCCAUUAAGCAAGGAAUCAACUGCUUAGAAUCCCAGGGUCCGAACACAGCUGGUGAUCUCCUGCUGGGAAUGGGGAUCUGCAGAGGGUCUGCCAAGAGCCCUCCACCAGCCCAGACAUGGCUGUUCAGCGACCACCUCAUUCAGCAGCAAGGGAAAUGCCUGGCUGCUACCUCCACCUUAAUGUCCUCCCCUGGGUCCCCAGUAAUACUGCAAGCGUGUAAUCCUAAAGAAAGCAAGCAGAAAUGGAGAAGAAAAGGCUCUUUCAUCCAGCACUCUGUCAGCGGCCUCUGCCUGGAGACUAAACCUGCCCAGCUGGUGACCAGCAAGUGUCAAGCAGACGCCCAGGCCCAGCAAUGGCAACUGAUGUCACACACAUGAUGGUAGCCCCAGCCUCCUGUACCGUCUGCAUGAGACUUGGGGACCGGAAGGGGUUAGGGUGGGGGCGUGGUCAAGCGGGCUGUUUCCCAUCUCCUCACGUUUCUACCGGAUCAUCAGUACCCACCCCUACCACACAUUUCUCCAAAGGUAGUUCAGGGAGGGUGUGGGGCAUGCUCCGUGCCCUCUGUGCCACCCCAGUCUUACCCUGGGAGAGGAGAUGGUUAGUGUGCAGCUGUCCUGGGCAGAGACUUGGCAGCUGCUCCUGGCCCUUUGUCUUCUCCCUUGGCCCUUUAGGAACCCCAGACGGUGGUAUGUGGGCCUUCCCCUGGUUGCCUAGCAGGGACACAGACAGAAAGCCUACGUUGGGUCCCAGAGCUAGCCUAGGGUCAACACAAGAGGACAGGUGGCAACAUGCGUCGAGGCUGAAGGCAGAGGCAGCUGGAGAACAGAAGGGUUGAGGGGCUUAGUUAGUGAGUGGGUAAGGGAGGGAUGCAUCCUGGGAGAUGAGGGUGGGAAUCCAGAGAACAACAUAGAUGGAGAAGCAGCGUGAAGUGCCAGAAAAAAACAAGCUUUCUUUCCACCACAUCAUCCUAUCCUUGCUUUGCUAGCCCCAGGCCCCAAGCCCGACAUAUGCCUGCGGCCCCUCUAGGAGACCACAUUCUAGCAAGAGGCUGCAGAGGGAUCUGGCCAUAAUUAAUUAAGCAGACUCCACUUCUGCUUAGCUAUAUGUCAGGCCAAGACUUCACGCUUAGGGCUUUAUGACCAAUUGGUACCCUGUCUGCACCAACUGGUUCCUGUUCAUACACCCUGGAAUACCCUUGUCUUCGCUUACUGUUUUAGAGCCCCCACCCUUUCAAAGGUCUUUGCCUCUGUAAACACAGCAUUAUGGGGCAUCGUGGCCCUGUCAGAAAAGGACUCCCCCCUCCCCUUUCUGGAGUAUAGCCGUUUCUCAAUCAGUAGGAACCAGGUCACCCAGGCCAAACCUCAUUCAUGCUCAGACCCUUCUCCAAAGGCCAGCAGUUGCAAUGGACUGCAAAGCUGGCUAGUAGCUCUGUCUGUGUCGAGAAUUCCCUGCUCUCUCCUCUAUUGCUACUGAGAACACCGAGACCACACCUUGGUAUCAUCCUGGAAUCCUAGCCCUCACCCCACCACUGGCUUCCACAGUAUAAUCUUGGGGAAAAGACAGUUGAUAACCAAAACUCUUGGGGUCUUUCUCCCAAAGCAAGACAGCCCAAGAGGCCACUUUUAACCCAGGAUCACCCAGUCUCUCAUAGACCAGAGAGCUACACAUUCAUAGGAAGUUUUGCAUAUGUAUGCACAGAUGCAAUUUCCUAGGUGGGGGUGGAGCCUGGAUUUUCCCUGCUUCCUGGUUUCCAAAGGAUCUGCUCCUCUGCGCUGAAUGAGUGCUACCACCAUCUGCAUUGCUGCCCCCCAUCACCUUCCCUGCUGGGCCUGGCCUGGCCAUCGCCAGGGGUUAGGAGCCAAAAACCUGGUUUGCAGUACCCACUCUGGAAGGUUCUUCAGCAGUUUCCUUGCACCUCUGGCUCUCACCAGCAUCAUCUCGGCAGUUCUGUGCCAAAUCUGUGAUCACCCCCUGGCUCAACACAGGGGCCUCUCACCAUGGCGACCAAGCUCGCCCAUCCUGUUUUGAUGUCUCUCUCACACACUGCUUCCUGCAGAACUGGCCUCGGAUCCCACGAAGCUCUGGGAAUCCUCCUGCUAGAGCAAGGGGCAGAGCUGAGGCCGAGACAGAGCCUCUUCCCUAGAGACUUGGGCCCUGCUCAGUGUAGACCUUGGGGCUGGGAAACUGGGCCUCUCUCUCUGUGAACUUACAAACUUCUGCUCAGCUCUGAGAAGGCCUCUCGCCGUUUCCUGUGGUCAGACUGGGCUCUGCACUUGUCAGCUGUCCAUUGUGGGGACUCAGUCCAGCUCUGUUUUUGCUUUUCUUCUUGACCAAAGCAUGUGCCACUAAGCUGUCUCGGAGGACACUGUCUUUAUGAAACACACCUGGAAUAAAACCACUUCUUCCAUGUC